AUCUCAAAACUCCAUUAGCUCAAAACAAUUAGCAGACCUUCAACAAGCUCGAAGCUCCAACAAUGGCUCGAAUUUUCUGCUACAAGAAUCUCUCUAUUGCUUUUCAAUUGAAAAGGCCAACGACCCAUUUUCAUCCUUCUUCUCUCCAUUCUCAAUCCUCAGCUCCUAUAGACAAAGAAGUUGAAACCCUUUACCGUAUCAUAACAAUAACACAGACACCAGAAGGACUGAAACAAGCACUGAAAUCAUCACAAAUCAAAUUAUCAAACGACUUAAUCGACAAAGUUCUGAAAAGGGUACGUUUUUCUCAUUCAAACCCAUUACAAGCUUUAGAGUUCUUUAAAUAUGCAGAUAAGCGAAAGGGGUUUUAUCAUACUGGUUUUUCUUUAGAUACCAUUUUGUAUGUACUUGGUAGGAGUCGUAAAUUCGAUAAGAUUUGGGAGGUUUUAGUGGAAAUGAAGAGAAAAGAUCAAUCUUUGAUAACCCCCAGAACAGUUCAAGUUGUUUUAGGUAGAGUUGCUAAGGUUUGCUCUGUUAGAGAAACUGUUGAGUCUUUUUGGGGUUUUAAGAGACUGUUGAAUGAGUUUGGUGUUGAUUGUUUUAAUGCAUUGUUGAGGGCUUUGUGUCAGGAGAAGAGUAUGAGUGAUGCUAGGAAUGUGUAUCAUAGGUUGAAGUACAAGUUUAGGCCAAAUAACCAGACAUUUAAUAUACUUUUGUCUGGUUGGAAGUCGUCGGAGGAUGCGGAGGUUUUCUUUAAGGAGAUGAAGGAUUUGGGCGUUGAACCUGAUGUUGUUUCGUUUAAUUGUUUGGUGGAUGUGUAUUGUAAAGGGAGAGAGAUGGAGAAGGCUUUUAGGGUGGUGGAGGAGAUGAGGGAGAAGGAUAUUACUCCUGAUGUGAUAACUUAUACAAGUUUAAUUGGAGGGUUGGGGUUGGUUGGACAACCUGAUAAGGCGAGGCACAUUUUGAAGGAGAUGAGGGAGUAUGGAUGUUAUCCGGAUGCGGCUGCUUAUAAUGCUGCGGUUAGGAACUUCUGCAUUGCGAAGAGGAUCGGGGAUGCAUACAGUUUGAUGGAUGAGAUGGUUAGAAAUGGUUUGAGCCCCAAUGCCACUACUUAUAAUGUGUUCUUAAGGUCAUUUUUUUGGAUAAAUGAUUUGAAAAGUUCAUGGACUUUGUACCAGAGGAUGAAGGAGACUGGGUGCUUACCGAGUACACAGUCCUGUAUGUUCCUGAUCAGGUUGAGCAGGAGACAUGAGAAAGUGGAGAUGGCACUUGAGUUGUGGGAUGACAUGAUGGAGAGGGGAUUUGGCUCAUAUAUUUUGGUCUCUGAUGUUUUGUUUGAUUUGCUCUGUGAUUUGGGAAAGUUGGCGGAGGCAGAAAAAUGUUUCUUGCAAAUGGUAAAUAAAGGGCAAAAACCAAGUAAUGUUUCCUUUAGGAGGAUCAAGGUGCUUAUGGAAUUGGCUAAUAAACAGGAGGCUCUUAAGCUUUUGUCAGAAAAGAUGGCUGCUUUUCGUUCCUCCACACAACUGAUCCAACACGAUAAAGUGGAAUAUGAACAAUCAAGUUGACCUGAUGAAUGCUGACUCAUAUUCCAGUACCUUGCUAUUGUCCGAUGAGUUUUUCGGUCCUCAACCUGAUGCAUUGGUUUGAUUAUGUAGCAGUGGGCUCUUCAAUCAAUAUUGCAGGCCUCUAAUCCAGAACUCAACAAAUGAGUAUGUCCACACAUCCUCAUUUCUGAUCCUAUUGCUCCUGGUAUAUACAUACAUCCAUCUCAGCAUCCUCAUUCCGCAACUUGCAUCUUCUGAACAUGGGAGUUCUUGAUUGGCCAGCACUCCGCCCCGCAAGUGUAUGAUGUAAGCAUGCAUGUUGUGGUACUCUAUUACUCACUUGACAUCUGUUGGAAUGAUCUGGUUUGCAAUCAAUAGUUAAGAGAGUAACAGAACAAGCCGACAAAUCGUUGUGUUGGGGUGAGAUGUAAUUGUGAAGCCAAGAAUUCUAACAAGGCUAUCCAAAGAAAACUGUUACAAUGUCGCAAGUGUGAUUUGAACAAAACCUAAAUCAUUUUAAAACUACCCUUAUCAUUGCACUAAACAGGUUUCUAUUGUCUCGAGGGAAUUCAACGGUUUAUACAUCCACAUGUAAGAAUUUUUACCUAUAUGCACAAUAUUUCAUUGCAAUCCCUUGUUGGCCUUACCGAAGAAGUGAGUUUUUGUGAGCGAUAGUCAACACGCAAGGAGACUGAUUUGUGCAGAAACUGAUAGCUUAUUUCAUCCGACAUAGGCAGUUAAGCGUCAUUUGAAUGCUGACGGUCUGAUUCUACCUUUGUGGGAGCAAUACUAGUUUGCUGAGACUACCUAUAAACACACACACACACAGACACCCUUUUUAUCAGCUUCUGGGUUAGAGUUUACGUCUAAAUAUUGGUUAUUGCAAAAAGUUUCAAUUAGCAGGGUACUUUUGGGGUCAGUGUUGGAACACAGUGGAAAAUGUAUUCAUUUACGGGAACCUCAAAGAGCUCACAGAAUUUGUAUUAUGCUUCCGAAGUUACCAUUGUGAUGUUUCCCUCAUUUGGAUGUUGUCUUGGUUAAAGUUACGAUGCUCUCCCAUUAAACAACUUGUAACUUUGCACAACCAUUUACCAUGCACUCAUUCUCACUAUACAGGGCCUUGAGUCAGUGCGUUAACACAAGGCAAUUCUUCAAUGAUGCAUUUAGCUGUCAAUGACACAAUAGUUCUACCUUCACUAGGUAGGAGUAAGGUCUGCGUACACACCACCCUCCCAAGCCCAUCCUUGUGGAAUUACACGGGUAUGUUAUUGUUGAAAUGACAUAAUAGUUGCCAUUAUAUUGACACCUUUUAUUUCUCAUUUCAGAUGACACCAGACGCACGACAUCUUCUUUCUUUUUGCAAGGCAGGACCAUCCUUGGAAUGAAUGCUUUAGUUUGGAGCCUGCCGCCAUAGUUUGCUUUCCUCAUAACUGAGAAAUUCCAAGGACGCUACGCAGGAUCUGAAACUUGGUAGAUAAUGAGCUCACUUAUAUACCAGGCUUUUAAGCCUCCAUUGGCUCACUUGAUGGUGUUCUAAAGUACUAUAGAGUACAACACAGUUCUUGAAAAUGUUGAUCAACAACUCAGUACUUCCAUGUAUACUAUUUUUACUGGUAAGGCAGUACUUGGACUAAGACUUGUUGUGCUCGUUGGUGAGCGAGACAGAAACCAACCUUGUUAACUUGCAAGCAAGUGUUCAUUGUGAUUGAAAAAACCAUACAUUCGCGAUAUCAUGUAAAAAUCACAUUUUUACAAUGUAGGUUUAAGAUUUGGAUUGAACCAAUAUAGAUUAUUUUGUAGA
Molecule: messenger RNA, 3345 nt
Organism: Solanum pennellii
Lineage: Eukaryota; Viridiplantae; Streptophyta; Magnoliopsida; Solanales; Solanaceae
Product: putative pentatricopeptide repeat-containing protein At1g02420
Exons: 2
Coding region: 63-1565 (500 amino acids)
Molecular function (GO): protein binding
Source: RefSeq, a predicted model, not a curated record